AACAAAGAUGGCUGAAGAACAGGAGGUGAUUCAGAUAGAGCUGCUAUGCAAACAGUUGUACGAGUCCCCGGACCCAGCGCUCCGGGAGCAGGCAGAGAAGGCUGUCGUUGCUUUUCAGGAGUCUCCGGAUACAUUGAGCAAAUGUCAAAUGUUACUAGAGCGGGGCGAAUCGAGCUAUUCACAACUGUUGGCAGCCACCACACUUGGAAAACUUAUAAGCAGGUCGACGGCCAGCCUUACCAUCCAGCAGCGUUUGGAUAUAAGGAAUUAUGUACUUAACUACCUCGCGACAAGGCCGAAAUUGGCUAAUUUCGUUGUACAGGCCCUAGUGACCCUGUACUCAAAGAUCACGAAACUCAGCUGGCUGGACAUGGUCAAGGAGGAGUACGUCUUCCACAACGUCGUCAACGACAUAACGAGCUUUCUCAGGAGCCAAGAGCUGUGCACGGUGGGGGUGCAGCUACUGUCGCAGCUGGUGGUGGAGAUGAACCAGGUGUCGGAGGCGGACGCGAACCGGUCGCUGGCCAAGCACAGGAAGAUUGCCUCCUCGUUCAGAGACACGACGCUGUUCGAGAUAUUCCGCCUGGCGUGCUCGCUGGUGGGGGCGGCGCGGGGGUCGCGCGCCGACAGCCUGGUGCUAGCGCUGCUGCGGCUCGCGCACAACUGUCUCGCCUUCGACUUCAUCGGGACCUCGGGGGACGAGGCCUCCGACGACCUCUGCACCGUGCAGAUCCCCACGUCGUGGCGGCCGACGUUUCUGGAAUCGACUACGCUAGAGCUGUUCUUCGAGCUGUACCACGAGCUGGGCGGCGCCAUGUCGAGCCUCGCGCUGGCCUGCCUCGUGCAGCUCGCCUCCGUGCGCCGCUCGCUCUUCAGCAACAGCGAGCGCGCCAAGUUCCUCAACAGGCUCGCGGCCGGCGUGCUCAGGAUACUCGACAACACUCAGGGUCUGUCGGAUCCGGCGAACUACCACGAGUUCUGCCGCCUGCUGGCCCGCCUCAAGUCCAACUACCAGCUGGGGGAGCUGGUCAUGGUCGACAACUACCCCCGGCUCAUCGAGCUCAUAGCGAAGUUCACGGUGCAGAGUCUACAGAUGUGGCAGUUCGCCCCCAACUCGGUGCACUACCUGCUGUCGCUGUGGCAGCGCAUGGUCGCGUCGGUGCCGUACGUGAAGGCGACGGAGCCCCACCUGCUGGAGACGUACGCGCCCGGCGUCACCGCCGCCUACAUCGGGUCGCGCCUCGACGCCGUCUCCUGCGUCGUCAGGGACAACGUGGAGGACCCGUUGGACGACGCCGGCACCGUGCAGCAACAGCUCGAGCAGUUGUCCGUCAUCGGGCGCUGCGAGUACGGCAAGACGUGCGCGCUGCUCGUGGCGCACUUCGACCGCGCCGCCGCCGCAUACGCGCACGAGACGCAGCCGCAGCAGCUGCUCGUGCUGCAAGGUCAGCUGACGUGGCUGGUGUAUAUAAUCGGGGCGGCCAUCGGGGGCCGCGCGUCCGUGAACACGUGCGAGGAGAACGACGCGAUGGACGGCGAGCUCGUGUGCCGCGUGCUGCAGCUCAUGGACCUCACCGACUCGCGACUCGCGCAAGGAGGCUGCGAGAAGCUGGAGCUAGCCAUGAUGUCGUUCUUCGAGCACUUCCGCAAGAUCUACGUCGGGGAGCAGGUCCAGAAGAACAGCAAGGUGUACCGCCGGCUCAGCGAGGUGCUCGGCCUCAGCGACGAGAGCCAGCUGCUCAGCGUGCUCGUCAUGAAGAUCAUUACGAACUUGAAAUACUGGGGCGGGUCUGAGCAGAUCAUCGGCAAGACCCUCGGCCUCCUCAGCGACCUCAGCGCCGGCUACUCGUGCGUCCGGAAACUCGUCAAGCUGGACGAGGUGCAGUUCAUGCUGACGCACCACACGGCCGAAUACUUCCCGUUCCUCGGUAUCUCUGGCGUGGGCACGUCGGAGAUGCGGUGCCGCACCAUGCUGUACACGGCGCUGGGCCGCCUGCUCAUGGUGGAGCUGGGCGAGGACGAGGAGCGCUUCCACGCGUUCAUGAUGCCGCUCACUGCCGCGUUCGAGAGCAUCGUGGGUCUGCUGGACGGGGCGGUGUUCGCGUCGGAGGAGGCCAAGAAGACGCUGAUCGGCCUCGCGAGGGACCUCCGGGGGCUCACGCUCGCCUUCAACACGAAGACAACGUACAUGAUGCUUUUUGACUGGAUUUACCCGGUGUACAUGAAGGUGUUACUCCGGGGCAUCGAGCUCUGGUACCCGGAGCCGGCGGUGACGACGCCGGUGCUCAAGCUGACGGCCGAGCUCGCGCAGAACCGGAACCAGCGCCUGCACUUCGACGUCAGCUCGCCCAACGGCAUUCUGCUGUUCCGCGAGCUGUCCAACAUCAUAUGCGGCUACGGCAGCAGGAUCCUGACUGUGGAAGUGGACAAGAAGCAGCUGUACGCCUUGAAGCUGAAGGGGAUAUCGCUCUGCUUCUCCAUCCUGAAGGCGGCCCUCUGCGGGAACUACGCAAACUUUGGUGUAUUCAGGUUGUACGGGGACGAGGCACUGGACAACGCGUUGAACAUGUUCGUCAAGCUGUUGCUGAGCAUACCGCAGAGCGACCUACUGGUUAGUGACUACCCGAAGCUGUCGCAGACGUACUAUGUCCUGCUGGAGCGGCUGGCCCAGGACCACAUGAGCUUCCUGGCGAACCUGCAGCCGGAGCCGAUCCUGUACAUCCUGUGCUCCAUAUCCGAAGGACUGACGGCUCUGGAUACGACGGUGUGCACGGGAUGCUGCGCCACCUUAGAUUACAUCGUUACGUAUCUCUUCAAACAGCUCGUCCAGAAGACGAGCAACAAAGUCCCGAAGCCCCGCCAGCCCCCGCCGGAGAUCAGCAAUAUGUUCGUGGAGGUGCUGCAGCGGAGACCAGAGAUCAUGCAGCAGCUUCUAGCCACGGUUCUGAACGUGAUAAUAUUCGAGGACUGCUGCAACCAGUGGUCGAUGUCGCGGCCGCUGCUCGGGCUGAUCCUGCUCAACGAGGAGCAGUUCUCGCGCAUCCGCGGCGAGAUGAUCGCGCAGCAGCCGCGCGACAAGCAGGCGCAGCUGGCGGACUGGUUCAACGGGCUCAUGGCCAGCAUCGAGCCGAACCUCCUCACCAAGAACCGGGACAGAUUCACGCAGAACUUGUCCGUGUUCAGACGGGACAUCAACGACCUGCUGAAGGGCACCUCGGUGUCGUCGGCCGGGUCCGUCAACGACAUGAUGACGUCAUAAUCAAGCGAUGACGUCACGCGGACCCGUGUGCACGUGGCGUGGGCGUCGCGCGACCGCGGCGUGCGGGGGGUUGGGGGGAGGCAGGAUCGCUUAUACAUAAUCGAUGUGGGUAUUGUGAUAUUAUUACCGGUUGAGAGCGGCCCGCUGGUCCCGGUUCGAACGUCACGCACUGAUGAUGUCCACGGACUCCGGUUGUGACGUAAACGAUCGUAUACCGAGUGUCUGUCAGGCUUGGUGAUUAAAAUGGACGUAAUGUUUUUUUUUAUUUUUAAUAUAGAACUUUGAAAUUAUGAAUUAAAUGUGUGAAAUAUUGUGCGAGGAAAAUAGACAUUCAGUUCAGCGUUAGGUGCGUUUGUGUUGGGUUUUUUUUUUUCGUGUCUGUGGCUCGGCUCGCGUUAAGUGGUCACCGGAGUACAGCGUCAAUGGUCGUCUCUCAGUUGUAAUUGUAUAGUGUUUUAAGAAAAUUAAUAAUUGUGACUGUUUUGAGUUUUUAUUAGAUACAUUGUUAUUCCUUCACCGUCAAAGUCAAUCUUGAACAUAUUCGCACCCUUAGAAUUGAAGUGGUUUAAUUAACUAAACAUUUCAAAAGAAAAUUAGUUUUAUAUUUUGAACGACUUAUAUAAACAUUGUAUUUAUUCUAAUAGUUUUUAUAAAAUUAAA
Bombyx mandarina (wild silkworm) is the source of this 3919-nucleotide messenger RNA. It is a transcript of the gene Ranbp16, whose product is annotated as Ran-binding protein 16. The record is from RefSeq and is a predicted model, not a curated record. NCBI's taxonomy places the organism in Eukaryota, Metazoa, Arthropoda, Insecta, Lepidoptera, Bombycidae.